Daktulosphaira vitifoliae (grape phylloxera) is the source of this 750-nucleotide messenger RNA. RefSeq lists its product as uncharacterized. Gene Ontology annotation, molecular function: nucleic acid binding. The record is from RefSeq and is a predicted model, not a curated record. NCBI's taxonomy places the organism in Eukaryota, Metazoa, Arthropoda, Insecta, Hemiptera, Phylloxeridae. Bases 1 to 750 code for a protein of 249 amino acids. The transcript has a single exon.
AUGGAACGAUUUAAUAGAACACUUAAAGAAAAAAUGUGGAAAAAAUUUACUACCAACAGAUCAUAUAGUUGGAUAAACAUUAUAGCACAUUUAAUAACAAAUUACAAUAAUACAAAACAUAGUACCAUAGGAACAACUCCAANUUUCAACAAACAUUUUCGGAUGCUCAUGAAGAACAAAAAUAUAAAUCAUUAUUCAACCUACUCUACAAUAAAAGCGGCUGUUAUGGAACGAUUUAAUAGAACAUUUAAAGAAAAAAUGUGGAAAAAAUUUACUACCAACAGAUCAUAUAGUUGGAUAAACAUUAUAGCAGAUUUAAUAACAAAUUACAAUAAUACAAAACAUAGCGCCAUAGGAACAACUCCUAGUAUAGCAUCACGUAAUCCUGGAAAUGUCAGUUUUAAACGGCUACCUAUUUUAAAAUAUAAUAAAAAGUUUAAUAUUGGAGAUAAAGUUCGUCUGAGUAAACAUAAAGCAGUAUUUUCAAAAGGAUACACACAAAAUUGGACAACGGAAGUCUUUACAAUCGCAAAAAUUCGUGAUACAAAACCUGUCGUGUACGAACUGACAGAUGAAAACAACAGACCUAUAAAUGGUUGUUUCUAUGAGCAUAAACUUAGCAAGACUCAGUUUCCAGAAGUUUAUUUAGUGGAAAAAAUCAUUAAGAAGAAUAAAGACAAAUGUUUUGUCAAAUUUGUUGGUUUGGAUAAUUCACAUAAUAAAUGGAUAGAUUCAAUCGAUAUUAUAUAA